AUGAAGAAGGAAGAGGAAGGGGAAGAUGGAAGAAGAAAGAAAAGUGAAGAAGAGGAAAGAAGAAGAAGGAAGAGGAGGAGGAAGAAGAAGGAAGAAGAAGAAGAGGAAGAAGGGGAAGAACAGGAAGAAGGGGAAGAACAGGAAGAACAGGAAAAAGGGGAAGAAGAGGAAGAAGAUGAAGAAGGGGAAGAAGAAGGGGAAGAAGAGGAAGAAGGGAAGAAGAGGAAGAAGGGGAAGAAGAAGAAGAGGAAGAAGGGGAAGAACAGGAAGAAGAGGAAGAAGGGGAAGAAGAGGAAGAAGGGAAGAAGAGGAAGAAGGGGAAGAAGGAGAAGAAGAGGAAGAAGGGGAAGAACAGGAAGAAGUGGAAGAACAGGAAGAACAGGAAGAAGAGGAAGAAGGGGAAGAAGAGGAAGAAGGGGAAGAAGAGGAAGAAGGGAAGAAGAGGAAGAAGGGGAAGAAGGAGAAGAAGAGGAAGAAGGGGAAGAACAGGAAGAAGUGGAAGAACAGGAAGAAGAGGAAGAAGGGGAAGAAGGGGGAGAAGAGGAAGAAGAGGAAGAAGGAGAAGAAGAGGAAGAACAGGAAGAAGAGGAAGAAGGGGAAGAAGAGGAAGAAGGGGAAGAAGAGGAAGAAGGGAAGAAGAGGAAGAAGGAGAAGAAGAGGAAGAAGGGGAAGAACAGGAAGAAGUGGAAGAACAGGAAGAAGAGGAAGAAGGGGAAGAAGGGGAAGAAGAGGAAGAAGAGGAAGAAGGAAAAGAAGAGGAAGAAGGGGAAGAACAGUGCUAAAUGUGUUGUAAAGUGCUGA
Molecule: messenger RNA, 801 nt
Organism: Knipowitschia caucasica
Lineage: Eukaryota; Metazoa; Chordata; Actinopteri; Gobiiformes; Gobiidae
Source: the annotation of a GenBank genome assembly